Molecule: messenger RNA, 14415 nt
Organism: Lytechinus variegatus (green sea urchin)
Lineage: Eukaryota; Metazoa; Echinodermata; Echinoidea; Temnopleuroida; Toxopneustidae
Exons: 10
Coding region: 8123-9871 (582 amino acids)
Molecular function (GO): protein dimerization activity
Source: RefSeq, a predicted model, not a curated record
GUAUACACAACAUAUUUAAACAGUAGGACCGCUGCUAUUCUUCCAUGCAGACGUUGCUUUAUAAAUUGAUUUCAAUGCAGAGAAACAUACUCCAUUGUGCAGAGUCCUCAUCUAAUCAUGGCAUCUCACUGGCUGCAAGACAGGUUUGGGAAUUUAAUGAGUUUUAGAUGAAUUUGGCAAUAAUCACAGAGACAUCUCCCAUGUGACGUCUCAUGAGUUGAGGGACAAUCAAACAUGUUUACAGCUAUAAUGUUUUUUUGUUCGUCCCCAAGACACAUCUCUGAUAUAUCUGCCAUACUUUGCAAUGUGAGAUACCACUUUUAGACCCCUGCCAUUCCACACAACCUAUCCCACUCAUAAUGUUUGACGGAAGAAAUAAGUCAGGAAACUUGUUUAAAUCAAUUUUCUCUUGUUUUAUUAUCUAGGAGCUCAUCCUUGGCUUCAGCCUUGAUGAAGUACGUACACUUUUACUGAAUGUAGCUGAACGAAACAGCGGAAUGCUGUUUGACCUGCUGAGGGCGCCACCACAACCAGAGCCUGCACCAGAACAGGCACAACACAUGGACCCUGUUACUGUGGUGCAGAUGCAACCACUGCCGCCCCAUGCCAACAGAUGUUGAGGCAGUAUGCUGUGGUUUCCAGCCUGUCAAUUGUAUAAGUGCUAAAACAGAAUAUAACAGGAACUUACAAGAAUGGAUUCAGAAGAUAUUCAAGGCUGAAUGCAUAGCUGUACCCAAUGAUAGAGCUACAAAACUUCAUAGAGUUGUGGAGGAAUCGAAAGGAGAAAUACAGAAGCUCCUACCCGAAAAUUCUCCACAGGCACUUUUAUGGAGAGAACAGAUGAAGUCCCUAAAGUUGAAGAACAAAAAGCAAACAAGAUAGCAUCCCGCAGUACUGUGAUGGGUGAAUGCAGUUCUUUCUAAGUUCCCAUCAGCCUCCAAUCUUAUUAAAGACAUUAGAUUCCUGAUCUUCCCUUCUGUAGCAACGAUACAUAAGAGAACACACUUCACUGAAGCAAAAACGGGCAUGCACUACGACACCAUCCAACAAAUGGUGGAGGAAAUGAAGAUAACAGAUGUCCCAAUUUGAAAUGUACAUGUCGUUUUACAUCGAUUUUGGGGUGUUUAAGACCAUUUUUGAAUGCGUAAACCAGCUAUUAAACAUUUUGGUCACAAAAUUUUUUUAAUAUCACAUAAAAAUAUAGGUAAAUGUCUAUCUGUAUACAGAAAUUGGGGUCGCACCUUGAUGGGACGAGGGGUGAUUCGGGACCUUGAACUUGGAAACUUUUAGAAAAAAUUCAAAUUUGAGGGCGCCCUACAAGAAAUCAACGCACAUUGUAGGGCCAAUUUUUUGUAGGUCUGUUGAGCAAGUCAUAGUCUUCAAAUAUGCAUAAUUAAUAUUGGGUUCUAAGCUAGUUGAAUUUGGAAAUUAUGAGCAUCCAAACAUGCACCCCAAAAUAUUGUCUUGGACGCUUUACACCAUUUUCGGCGAUUACCGACCAUAAAUGUGACUCUCAAUGUAGUGUACAGAAAUAUGAUUAUUAAUCAAAGGAGGACCAUCAAAAUUAUUGCGAUCAUAAAUUGAGAUUUAGAACAUAAAUGGCAAUAAAACACUUAAAUAUAAAGCUACUUCUUGAUGCUUAUUUGCAAAUUCCUUUUUCAGAAAAUAUAUACCCCAAGCUAUCAUAGGGUGUAUAAAUGAUCUCCGAGCUUCGAUCAUUGGGGAAUAAAAAGCUAAAUUGCAAACCAAAAUUUUAACGAUUCUAUCGUUCAUAAACUGAAGUUCAGUGAAGAAUCUACAAUUUGAGUAGAGCCUAGAGGCAUGAAAAAUAAUUUCCUCGUUGAAAAAUGUUUUUCUCCUUUUUGCAGGAGUUUUCUACAAGGACAUUGUCCUUCUGGACUAUGGGGCAGAGACGAGCCCAAGCAAGUUACAGGCGCUGAACAAUGGGAGGAGGGCCUGUUGUUUAGUUCAACUGAACAGGCAUUUGACAGAGCCUGAGUUAGAGGGCAUCAUUGAAACAGCAUUUGAGAGCCAGUUAAUGGCUCUAAACAAACCUAGGUAUGUUAUGCGUAAAUGGUUUCGUUCUUGGAUUCUGACUGCUGUACAUAAGGAAAUGUGAGACCUUAAACAGGAAGAAAAUUGUUAUUAUACGGCCAACAAAGUUUGAAGAGGGCAUACAUGUGGAAUCAGCUUACGGGUCGGGCGGUCAGUUUGUUGCAAAUCUUGCACACCAACUAUGAUUGUGGGUACUAUUUACAAUUUUACAUAUGACUUCUCUCUCCAAUGUCUCUCUUCUGUAUGAAUUACGGAUCAUAUAUGCAUUUAAACUUGAGUUCAUCAUCUGAUUAUUUAUUUUGUAUCUAGAUUUGAAUUUGUGAAAGUAAUUCACCAUCGAGUAGUAGUGCCAACUGUGAGAAGAGGGCAGAUGUGGAAUGGAAUGGCCAUCCGUUCCCUUUGCGGUCAAGGUGACCUCUAUAUAAGGGCGACAGCUCCUCUUCCUGUGGCAGAAGAAGAGGUAUGGUGUCAAGAUAUGACUGUAUUUAUUGUAUGUGAUAAUGAGUUUAUAAUUGUGUAAUUAUAACUGUGUAUUAAUCAUAAGACUGUUCAUAUUAUGUGUUAUAUGAAAUGUUAUUAUUGCAAAUGUAUGUCAUUGCAAAUGUAUGUCAUUGCAAAUGUAUGUCAUUGCAAAUGUAUGUCAUUGCAGUUACAGAGGAAUUUAGGGUUAAAUUCUGUUAUUUAUUUGAUUAUUUCUAUAUUAUCAUUUUUUGAUUAUUUCUACAAGGACAUUGUCCUUCUUGACUAUGGGGCAGAGACGAGAAGAGGUAUGCUGUCUCAUUCUCAAAUUCCUUUGUCAGUUUUGAUAUGGAUGGGGACUCUCCAUUGAUGGCACUAAACUUUCAGUUAUGUAACAUACUUCACCAUUCUAUUUUGUUAAAGGGGAGGUUCACCCUAAAAAAAAAAAUCAGAAAACCAGUUCUUUGGACUUUGUCCAGGAGGGAACAGAAGGAACUCAGAGAUUCGGUCAAUAAAAAGUGCCAUAAGAGUAAAGUCAGUUUGAAAGUACAUGUACAUGUAUGUCAAUAAAUGAAAUCCAAUAAGACACAGCCGAAGAAGAAUCGAGCAUCACACAAUCUUCGUCAACAUUUCUACUUCCAACUGUGAAUGCAGUUCAAAACGUUCCAACUCGCAACCAUUUUGAGAUUCUUGAAGAAAGAGCGAAGUGGUGAUGGACGGCACAGAAUCCUUGGAUUCCGUCAGUAAGUGGAGACGGGUCAACCAAUGCCAGAGACAAAAGAAAUCACACGACGCGCUAAUGGUGGGAGAUUCUGUGUUGAAAAAAAUUGAUAGUCGUUGCCUGGCAAGCAAAUCAAGGAAGGUAAGAUGUCGUUCCGUUCCCGGUGCAAGGUACGAAGACGUGUCUAUCUAACGAGUAUGCCGACAUCGUUCAAGGAGGUACCGUUGUUGUACAUGUUCAUACAAACAACACCAAGGAUGACCCCAAUUGUCUGCACAACAAAGACAUGGACUUUAGGAAAAGGUGUUGCUGGUAAGGGGCUAAAGGUCAUCUUAUCUGGCAUCAUUCACAGACGAAAAAUAUUUUAUAAAACAUAAUAUAAUUUACGAAUAUCAAUCUGGUUUUUGACAUGUCUAUUUGACUAAGACAUGCAUUAUUCACUAAACUGAUUAUCUGAGAACUAAUAUUUCUAAGGGACAAAUGAAAGGAUGAAUGGAGACAUGCGUCAGAUGUGUAGACAUUCCAGAAGAAUUUAUAACAAGUUGUUCUUCUGCCAUAACCUUUUUCUACUCACAAUUGGCUAUUAGCAUUAAAAAAGCCACUACAAUCAGUCUCGCGACAGUUGAAGAGCCAAUUCAGAAGGACACUUUUGAAGAACUUAAGUCAGUUUGAACAUCCCAUCCAUCCAAAAAGGGCUGGCUUACUGCAAGUUGCAGAUCUAUCUCUCUACGCCAAAAAGUCAAGUCAAGUUCAAGAUCGAUCAACGACAGCAAAACAACAAUCCAUUACCAAGUCAAGUGAAGCCGGCUGACCGAAACCCAACACAACCUUCUUUGAUGGUAAGUUCAAAGCAUUUUUUUAUUUUGAUAAAAAAACUGUCCUAUACUUGCGAUCAUUAAAAGAGGUUGCAUUUUCAAAGUAACCCCCAGAAAUAAAACGUUUGAAAUCAUCAAUAUAUUUAUAUAAAAUACAUGUAUAUAUUUACAAACGGGUAUUAUUGAUCAGCAAGUAUAAGUUUCUUAAGUUGAAUGGAACUCUUGUUAAAAAUAUUUUCUGAGACAUUUCUUUUUAUUUCUGUUCUAAUCACAGACACAUUUCCAAUCAGCGACCCCUUAUACAAGCGGUUCCAUUGCUAAAUUCAUCGUAACGGAAAUGAGGCCAAUUUAUAUUGUGGAAGAGAAAGGCUUUCGGAAUAUGAUUUAAGUUUUUGAUCCAUGCUACAGUAUACCAUCAAGCAAAACUUUCUUGACACCCGUCAUUCCCGGAAUGUAUGACAUUGUCAGAGAGCAAACUUUCCUACCCUGCCUCAAACGAGCAACUUCAGUUACCAUAUCAAUGGAUAUGUGGACGAGCCGUGCUUCUAAUCAAUACAUCAGCGUCACGAUUCACUUCAUUGAUGAUUGGAAGAUGGGUAGUUUUACUCUUUAAACAAAGAACUCCCCCACCAAAUGACAAUGAACAUAUUUCUGAAGUUUUGAGAGCUAUUUUUGCAGAGCGGGGCUUUUGAAAACAAAGUCAGUGCCGAAUGUUCCAGAGCACAAGCUGAUACAGGACGUAGAAACCAGAUGGGGAUCAACUCAUGACAUGCUAAAGCGAGUUUUGGAGCAACAGCAACCAAUAUUCAAUCUAUUAAUUGAAACAAGAGGAAGAUGUUUGAUCUGUCAGACCGGGAAGUCUCCAUUGCAGUAUAAUUAGCCGAACUGCUUCAGCCACUAAAGAAGAAUUUGUUCAUCGCUCGGAGAAAGCUAAAUAUUGUUUAGCAUCACAUAAAAAAACCCUGAAUGUUCCCGAGCACAAGCUGAUAUAGGAUGUAGAAACCUGAUGGGGAUCAACUCAUGACAUGCUAAAGCAAGUUUUGGAGCAACAGCAACCAAUAUUCAAUCUAUUAAUCGAAACAAGAGGAAGAUGCUUGAUCUGUCAGACCCGGGAAGUCUCCAUUGCAGAAUAAUUAGCCGAACUGCUUCAGCCACUAAAGGAGAAUUUGUUCAUCACUCGGAGAAAGCUAAAUAUUGUUUAGCAUCACAUAAAAAAACCUGAAUGUUCCCGAGCACAAGCUGAUACAGGAUGUAGAAACCUGAUGGGGAUCAACUCAUGACAUGCUAAAGCAAGUUUUGGAGCAACAGCAACCGAAAUCUCAUCUAUUAAUCGAAACAAGAGGAAGAUGCUUGAUCUGUCAGACCGGGAAGUCUCCAUUGCAGAAUAAUUAGCCGAACUGCUUCAGCCACCAAAAGAGAAUUUGUUUAUCACUCGGAGAAAGCUAAAUAUUGUUUAGCAUCACAUCAGAAAAACCUGAAUGUUCCCGAGCACAAGCUGAUAUAGGAUGUAGAAACCUGAUGGGGAUCAACUCAUGACAUGCUAAAGCAAGUUUUGGAGCAACAGCAACCGAACUUUGAACCUUAUGAUUGUUUUAUUUUUCUGUAGAUUUAUAACAAUCAACUUUUUUCUGGGGUGGACAUGACAGGGCUGCCAACUCUCACGCAAUCUGCGUGAGUCUCACGCAUUUCACCCGAUUCUCACACUCUCACGCUGAUCAUAGAAAUUCUCACGCUGAACCCCGAAAAUAGAGAGAAAAAAAGUUUAUUAGCCUAUAUCGGAUAUUCAAUAACAUUAUAACCCGGCCAGGCGAAAGUUUUUAACCACACAAGCGCAAAGCUAAUAUACCAUCAAUGCAAAUUGGUUUCGGUUUGCCGCGCAAAGACAAGAUAUUGAGUUGCGAUUGGCUUACUGUAUUCCGCGUGUGAGUGCGGGUGGCGUCGAAAUUUUACGAAGCGGGGGUUUCUGCGCACGAGCCACAACGAGCGAUCGAGUGUCAAUGCAAUGCCAGCAGCCAUGCCAUGCGAUAGCCCGCCGGCCCGGCCGGCACCGGCACGGCGCUGGGAUGCCGCGCCGGCGCAACUCAGUAUACCGGUACUUCUACUUCAGCCAGUAGGUAAGUUGUCUCUUGUCUUGUCUUGAAAAUAUGUUUUUAUCAGGCUUUAUAUGCCAUUAUUAUGAUAGUAAGAAUGACUUUGGAAGGAUGCUUGUAUAAAUUGAUAUAGUGCUAUGAACUAUGUUGUGUGUAUUCUAUUGAGAACGAAAUUUUGAUUAAAUUUUUCUCUAAAACGAGUGUGAAUGAGGGUGACACUGACUGUCUCUGUACCACUACACGAGCGCCGACCUAACUUAGAUCGACGGUGUGGCUGACGAUCUGCGUUAGAUGUUAAAGUAUUUUAAUUUUUAUUUAGUCUGUGUGACUAGUGCAUGUUGGGUGUAUUCUGUAUAAUUCAAGAACCUAUAUUUUCGUAAAUUGGUAUCUUAAACUCAAUUCUAGUGAAUAAUUGACAAAAUAAUGACCAGAUGAUGAAUAGUAGUGGCAGCGGAAGCAACAAAAUUUAGGGGGGGGGGGUGCAGGAAACAAUUAAAAGGUCAUUGUACCGAUUAUUCCAUAUAUGUGUCAUCUAACAAAAUGUUUAGAGGGUCUUGAAAUUUAGGGAGGGAUGCCGCAAAAAAAAAAGGUUAUCAAACAAAAUUUUAGGGGGUGGUCCAUCUGAAAUUUAGGGGGGGUAGUCCACCUGAUUUUUUUUGGGGGGGGGGGGCACAGAGAAAAAAUAAACAAGCCAAAAAAAAGGUUAUCACUCCUGAUUGUUGCCUAUUUUGCCUAAUUCUAGGGGGCGGAAGCGUGCCCCCACAAAUUUAGGGGGGAACACGCCCCCCCCCCCCCGCUUUAGUACAUCUUAGUCACAGUGGCGUAAUGAGCCAACGAUUUUGAGGGGGCCAAAUAUUAUGUCUCCCUUUUUUUUUGGUGGGGGGGCAUUACAUCACUGGUCUUAUUUAUUUGUUUGAAGUGCCCUCAAACUGGACCCUUAAUUUUAGUUUUCUUUUUUUAUAUGAGUUAGAAACAGGGGUCAGCAUAGCCUUCCCUUGGUGCUUCAGCAUUAAAAACUUGUUGAUUUAUUAAAUCAAGGUUGGCUUAGACUUUAACAUAGUAGGCCUACGUGGGGGCUGGAGGGGAGAUUUUAGUUAGGGUGGGGGCGAGCAAGUAACACAUUAAAGAAAGGCAAAACAAUACCUGAUACCUGGAAUACUUUGUUUCACUUAGGUCAUUUUAUGUCACGAGUACGUGAGAAGAUGCAGAUGGACAUAGACAGCAGUUCUGGUGAUGAUGAUACCAAUGCCCAGGCGGUCAAGAAGGCAAAGGUGACCGGGUCGAAACAGAAACAGAAAGGUGCAGCCAUGUACCACUCAUCGUUCAAACAGGAGUGGUCAAAAUUGUGGCCAUUUAUAACGAUGGGGGCCACAGUAGGUUACUUUAGAUGCAGUGUCUGUAUGCAGGAGUGUUCCUGUCGGCAUCAAGGGAUCAGUGAUGUAAAGCGCCACAUAAAAAGUAAGGGUCACAAAGAGAGGGAGACCCUACGAAAAACUAACCAAAGUCUUUUCACGCAUAUGUGUAGCAGGGAAAUGUCAAGUGCGGAGACCAAGGCAAGUAUCAAGUAAUAUAUGAUUGAUGGUAUUUUUAUUCACCAUUUCAUUCUGGCAUCAAUUAUUACUCGUGGCAAUAAAUUAAUCCUAAUAAUCCUGAAGAAUUUUGAGUCUUGUCAGUUUGGGGAGGGGGAACAUUAUAGCGCAAUGACACAAUCAAAAUGGAAUAGAGAGCACAAAUUUUUCCACACUCAAUUGGUUUUAAAUGGUUUGAUGCCUUACAAAAUAAAUAUGCAGAAAUAUAAAUGAAAUAAAAAUGGUUUAUUGUGAUAGGUGAUAAGUUGUUGAUUGCAAUUUCCCAAAAUGAUAUGCAAAGAAGAAUUUUUGUUUAAUUGCACUGAUAGUGUGUAACAAUUACAAAUAUAUGUAUUUAUUUAUUUAUUUAGUUAUUUAUAUAUCUCUUUCCAGAUCCGCAGAGCAGAAGUCAAAAUGGCCAUGUCAAUAGUGGAGCACAACAUACCGCUGGCCUUCUCGGAUCACCUGAGCCCACUUAUGAAAGAGUGUUUUCCAGACUCCCCCACGGCCGCAGGGUACCGGUCGGCACGGACUAAGACUACAUGCAUUGUUAACGGCGCACUUGCUCCAUACUUCCAUCAUCAGCUGGUAAAGCAGCUACGAGAGCAGCCGUUCUCCCUGUCGACAGAUGGUUCAAAUGACACUGGCUUGGAAAAGAUGAACCCUAUGACUGUCAAACUUUUUGACAUUAAUCAAGGAGUAGUGUACCGAUUUCUGGACAUGUGCACAACAAGUGGCUCAGCUGCGGCGACAGCACAAACUAUCUUCAGUAAGAUGGACGAGGUGUUCUCAUCGGAGGAGAUUCCUUGGCAUAAUUGUAUUGCCCUGUCUCUUGACAAUGCGAGUGUCAACAUGGGAGUAAGGAAUUCCAUUAAAUCCAGAGUGCUGCACGUUAACCCCGAUGUUUACGUCCAUGGCUGUCCAGCUCACAUGGUCCAUAACAACGCACACGCGGCUGGAAAUGCCUAUGCAAAGGUGACAAACUUUGAAGUGGAAGAUAUGGCAGUAGAUCUAGCCUAUUGGUUCAAGGGAAGCAUGAAGAGGAAGGCUGGACUUGAGGAAUUUUGCCAGUUUUGUGACACCCAGUACUUGGAGGUCAUAAACUAUGUUCAAACAAGAUGGCUGAGUCUUGAAAAGGCAGUUGAUCGGACCUUGAAACUCUACACUUCACUGGCAAGCUACUUUAAAUCGAACAAUGAUAGCCAGGCUCGCUUCAAGCGGCUACAACAACUGUUCUCUGACCCAAUGACGGAGCUUCACCUGAUGUUCUACCAGGCAACCUUGCCAGCGUUUACUAAUUUCAACCUUCUGCUCCAACGGCAAAGCUCCUCUGUACAUCUUUUGCACAAACAGAUGCAUCUGUACAUCCGGAAGCUUAUGAGCAAGUUCAUUAAACCUGAGAAAAUCAAGGACGUCAGGGUGUCAGACAUCCAGUACCAAUCACAGGAGAACCAGCUACCUGAUAGCAAGCUAACUAUUGGCUUCACCACUCGCGCAACAUUGAACCGGCUGCUGGAAGGUGGAGACAUCAGUCAAACACAGGUAAAAAAGUUCUUUGCUGGUGUUAGGGGCUUCUUCUGUGAGGCAGUUUCGUACGCCCUCUCACGUCUCCCCCUUGAUGAGCCGGUCCUGCAACAUGCUACCUUCGUUGACUGGCACCAGAAGAUGGAAGCAUCAAUUGAUGAUGUGCUCUUCUUUGUAGACAGGUACAAGCACCUACUGCCCUUUGAUAGUCCACAAGAUCAGGACAAGAUGCAGGAAGAGUUUACAGACUAUCAGAUGAUGGAUGAUCAUGAGGUGUCUUCCAGACAGUGGAAGGAGAUCAAAGAUGCAGAAGGUGAAUUUCUUCAAACUGACAAGCUGUGGGUCCACCUGUCUUCGCUGAAGAACGAGGUAACUGGACGGCCAAAGUUUUUGAGGCUCACUAAGGUGGCUCAGCUGGUGCUCUGUCUUCCCCACAGCAAUGCUGAUGCUGAGCGGGUUUUUUCUUCCAUCGGUCUAAACAAGACAGACACCAGGAAUUCCCUCCACUUAGAUGGAAUGCUCAGCUCCAUCAUGACGAUCAAGAUGGCAGCAUCGGAGCCCUGUUUCAAGUUUGAGCCACCAGCAGAGGUACUGAUGGCGUCGCGGAGAGCAACCUCCAGUUACAACAAAGCCCAUUAGAUUAAUUUAACUGGAUGAGAGGUAGGGAAAUGGCUUUGCUAAUUGACACCCAGUAUGGACAGCCAUCAUAAUGACCACUUGUUCUAGUAUCGUCUUGGGGAGUAGCAGAUAAUCACAGGCUGAUGGCGUCGCAGAGAGCAACCUCCAGUUACAACAAAGCCCAUUAGAUUAAUUUAACUGGAUGAGAGGUAGGGAAAUGGCUUUGCUAAUUGACACCCAGUAUGGACAGCCAUCAUAAUGACCACUUGUUCUAGUAUCGUCUUUGGGAGCAGCAGAUAAUCACAGGUUGAGGUUUCACUGCUAUUAUAAAGAGAGUUGAUAUGGAAUAAUGCACUUAAAAAUGUGGAUUUUUUUCAAGGUAAGUGAACUUCAUUAAAAAUAAUCAAUUAACCUAUUUGAAUCCCGCCUUAUGUAUUUAUGGAAUCAGAGUUUAAAGUAUGUGCCAGAUUGCACCAUUUAAAUUGCAAAAUUGUAAAAGCUCCCUACCGUGGAAGGGGGGACACCCCCCUUCCACACCAUCCCCCUCAGGCGCGGAGCGCCCUCGGGCUUGGUCGCUUCGCUCCCUCGCAAUGUCUCACUCCAAACUCUUCUCAAAGGUUGGCAGCCCUGACAUGACCUCUAAAGCUUUACCACAAUUUCUAUCAAUCCUAGAGUCACUGUUUACAAAAUAUCAAACUAUCAAUUAAUUUUGUUUCCAUCCUAUCCACCGAUGUUUGACAGAUCGAUGAAGAUACAGGUAUCAUUCUACCCAGCCCAGAGGCGUUUAAGGCGAGUAUACUCGCAAGACCAAGGCACAGACAGGUAAAGUAGAACUUCUUAUAUACAUUUAUAAUUUUGUAGUAAAGACUUCAGUAUACUUUGAGAGAGGGCAUUAUAUAUUAAAUGUAAAUAGUUAAAAUAUUCAAAUAGAAUCGGUGGCUUAAAAGAGAUUCAAUGACUACAUUAUCAUAGGUACGGUGUGACACUAUAUUAAAAUUCGCAGAGAACAUUAGCUCAAACUGGCUAACUAACAGCAUACAAGUACCACACUCAAGUGCACGGCGUCCUCCUAUUCAUUUUUUUUAGAUGGAGCCUUGUUUGAUGAUUUAUUGUCAGAUAUUUACCCCUCACCAAGAAAGAAAUUAAAAAGCUAUAAUUCACAACUUUAAGCUAAGUGAUUUUCAUUAAUGCUCCGUUUUGACGAGCAAAGUCGGCGAUUGUGAGGAUAAGACUCUCACAUCGUAUGUAACGUGAAUGGGGAUUUAUCUCCUGUGCAAUUCGAAUUACUAUAUCACAGAAUUGUGAAAUCCCGAAGGAAAUUUGUGCAUUAGAAAUUGCACAUGGUGAAGUAGGGAAAAACUGUUACCGCUACUGGAAGCACGCGCGUGCAUGUAUUACAGAAAAAAAGACGGACGUAGCUCACUUUUUAUGAUACUGAAAAAAACACGCACUUGGCAAUUUAAAACUGUGCUUAUCGUAAAUUGAAAGUUACUUGAUUUCAGUCGGCUUUUCAGAUAUUUAAAUUACAUGUAUGAUAUGGCUUCACUGCUCACUCACGGCGGGCGCAAUUACCUGGAAAAUAUUUGCGCCCGGUCGUCAAAAUUUUGAUGAUUUUGGGGCUUUAUGGGCGCAGUUGCAUGGCUUAUGAGCGCGAAUUUGCGCUCAGCGCCCGCUUAUUUCAAGGCUUGGCUCUUGCCGAGAAAAACCAUCACUUACCAAGAGCUUGUCAAGUAAGUAAAAGACGAAAGGAUCUGAACUUGUCAGUAGAUAUUAAGGAAUAUAAUGGAGAGUAUCUUGCGGUAUAUGACAUGACAGUUUGUAAAGUGAAACAAGAGCCUGACCUUGUUAAGAAUUGGGAAAUUUGUGUAAAAUUUUCUGGUGAUGGAACGUGAAUAACUUGUCAGCAAAGUCUUGCCAAUGUGGCACUCUUUACCUGAUGAAGUUCAAAGCAUGUCUGAACAUGGUAAUUAUUUACUGGCUAUUGUAAAAUGUCCUGAAACCUUUCUCCUCUAGAAAGAUCUAUCAAUGACAUAAAGGAAUUUGAAAAUAGAGAAUUCAUCAAACUUGAUGGUGAAGGAAUAUCAGUUGAUAAUUUAUGUCUUGGUGGAAAUCUCAAAUCCCUUAAUCAAAUUAUUGAUAUAGGCUUAUUUUUAGCCAAAUACUGUUGCAUAUGGUGUCACUGCAGCAGUUCUGACAGGUUUGAUACAUCUAAAACAUGGUCUUGUACACAAGAAAAUAAUGAUGCACAAAUAAUUGAAUCUACAGUAAUAUGUUUAAAGAAAAAAACAAAACAGAUUCUUCCAAAAAUGUGGCUGCAUCAACACACCUCUGUUUCACAGUAUUCCCGUCCACAAAGCAGUGCCAGACACUUUACAUCUUUGCCUUCAAACUUGUGACCAGUCGAACGCCCAUUUGAUUUCAUAUCUUCAAACAAAAGAUAACGUUACCAAGAUAUCAUCUCGGAUACGUAUUAAGGAAAUAAUUUGUACUAAUUUAUUAAAUUUGUCAAAUAUGUAGUAAAAAUAACUGACUGGAUUUUAUUUGUGAUAGGGGAAUCCAACCAUUUCUUUAUCAUUUUCACCUGAAGAGUUUGAUUCUGAUGAAUUUGAUACCAAAUUUCUUCCAAAUCGGUUACGCGAAACUGGACUUAAUGAAAGAUUACUCAUCCCUCGAAGUAGGUCUUUCAAUUUUGUCUGCUGCUAAUGCAAGUCGCCAUUUCUAGCAGCGCAAUUUACUGAGAAACAUGGUGUUUUGCCAGGCCUACGGAUGCAACAACAGAACUGGAAAAAAGAGUGGAGGGAAAUCUUUCCAUCGAUUUCCGAAUCCCAAAACUAGACAGGAGGCUUUCAAAAAAUGGGCGGCAGCCGUGAAAGUUGAGAAAUUUCUUCAAAAAAACUACAAAUGGACUCCAAAUGACCAGAUAUGUAGUGAUCAUUUUGUGGAGUCCGACUACGAAGUCGAUCUUCGUGCUAAAUUGAUGGGGACCAAACCGUGGGUUCUUCUAAAAGAAGACGCUGUUCCAUCGGUAUUUUCAUUUUCAUCGGGACCUAGUCCUUCCACAUCAUCGAGAGAAGAGCGAUCAGCUCAAGCUAGUUGCAAAGAGGUAUGUUUGUUCAUAAAAAGAUAAUAUUGCCAAGAUAUCAUUUCGGACAUGUAUUGAGAAAUGUGAUAAUUUGCAGCAAUUCAUUAAAUUUGUAAACAAUGUUAUGAAAAUGAAUGAUUGGAUUUUAUUUGUUAAAGGGGAAUCCCACCCUGGAAAUUCUUUAUCAUUUUCAACUGAAGAGUUUGAUUCUGAUUAAUUUGAUACCAAAUUCAUCUGAAUCGUACAAUAAGCAAUCUGCAGUUUAGCGUUCAGCAGUGCAUAAUAUGUAAUACAUGUAGUAAGGUUUGAUGAACCGCACUACAAAAAAGUGACUUGGCCGUCGUUCAUGGAACAUGUGUUAUUGUGUUUGUCGUCAAGUCGCCAUUUUGUUUCAUCAUACCUACUUGGACUGCGUUUGAUAACGCAUUUGUCGCCCGUUUAUCAUUGGUUUCUGGCACAUCAAUCAUUUGUCAAUAUGAGAAAGAAAACUGCGAAGCGAUUGUGAAGUUCACCAAAGAUCAUAAAACCAGCUUUCCAUGCCUCGCUGUAUCUACAAGUGGUGAAAGUUUUGUUUGUAGAACUGAUGUAAAUUUAGGACAUGCAAAGACAGCCACGUACAAAGCACUCCAUCAGAAGGAAGGUGCUUCAAGUUCCACAGAAUGAUAUUUAAGUUCAGUUGAAAGGUAGGUAUAUGUGUAGUGUAAAUAGUGCAAAAUUGUGAGUGACAUCAAAUUUAAGAGACUUUCUGUUGUAUUACAAAUAAAUUACAUAAGAUAAAAGUGUACAAGCCCACUUUGAUUACACCACAGUGUAUUUCAAAAGAUUUUGCAACCUACAAUACAUUCCUUUCAAGUAAGAAAACUGUGUUCCCUUAGCCUUUGAUGUAGAGACAUUUCCGCAAAUGCAUGUGCUUUAUAGUCAACCAUGUACCCAAGAGCAGGCGUCUUAGUGGACAUUAAAUUUUGCCAACAAGGCCUUGAAAAUGAGAUUGAGUCAGAAAGUGGUAUUUGAGAUCAACAAAGUUUGGUUCAAAGUUGAUGGCACAAAUAAUUGCCAAACAGUGUAGAAUACAACUGCUGAGCUAUCAGUUCAAACCCCUACCACGAUGGAAUGUUCUUUAUAUUUGAUGUAAACAGUGCACGUCAUAACAAGAGAAAAUGUUCUUAAAAGCAUUUAAUGUACAGUGACUAGAUGCUACUUUUAUGAUCGCUCUUGAUAUUGUGGAAGAGCCAUGGUGUAGUGGUUCUAACUCUCGCCUUGAAAACAUAGGGUCGUGUGUUUGAAUCCCACCGGAAUCUAGCGCCACUCUCGACCCAGGUGCUAAAUGGGUACCCGGUAGGAUGUAGAUGUAUAAUGCCUAGCAAUUGAGUCUUGGAACUGUAAGUUGGAAUGCUUCCCAAGGAGUGGAGAAGGUGCAUACAUUGAAUUUGUGCAUGCAAAGACCGAUGACCAGGAUAAUAAUAUGCUGUAAAAGCUUUGGGCC